CAUCUUUUGUUCAUAUCAAGUUUGUGGAGUACUUGUUUCUGCACUGUGUGUAAUUUUCUUCAAUGGCUGCUCUUUCCGGCCUGGUCCUCCCAACACUUCUCUUUGCAUUGUCUCUUGCAAGCUUUGAGCUCUCCAAUGGCCAAGUUCUGAAGGCCAAGGUCACUUGCCUUGAUUGCCACAAGAAUUAUGAUUUUUCAGGUAUUAAGGUUUUAGUGAAGUGUGCUCAAGUCAAGAAGCUGGCUAUGGCAACCACAGAAGCUGACGGAUCUUUCGAGGCUAAGCUCCCAUCCGACGACUCGAAAUCUCCCGCAGCUCUUCACUGCCUUGCUAAGAUUCUUGGAGGUACAAACCAGUUCUAUGUCUCAAGGAAGGUCGUGGUAUCCAAAAUUGUGAAGACCCAUGACUCUAACUCCUACACCAUUUCCACUCCUCUUGGUUUCUCCACAUCAUGCCCCUUGAGUAUCAAAGAUCAGGCGGCUUGUAAAGCCAAGAACGUGUUUGGUUCAUCCAAGACCGUCGAUGUGCCUCUGCCGCCAGAGUGGGGUUUGGCACCUUCUAGCUUCUAUGUUCCAUUCAUCCCUAUCAUAGGCAUACCCUAAGUAAAAAUGCUUGUGCGUAAGUAAUAUGGGCAUCUCGAGUGAAAUAUUCUCUCGUUGUCGCAAUAUAUAGUCGGGUCAUAUGUUAUAUUGCUGGUGUAUUGUAUAUUGAACCAUGCUACUCUUGUCUUGGUUGUUUUCUAUGGGUUUUUGCUUUCGUUUUGAGUGUGUUCUUUUAUUAGAACAAGGUGUAGCUAGCUGGUACUGGAUGGAAGCAGAGAUAGUUGUGUUUCUUCCCAAUAGCUUUAAAUCCAUAAGAUUAUUAUAUAUAGUGUGAACUCCUGUGUUUCUUCCCUAUAGUUUUAAAUCCAUAAGAUUAUUAUAUGUAGUGUGAACUCUUGUUGUAUAAAUGAAGUAAUUUUAUUUAA
Rosa chinensis is the source of this 964-nucleotide messenger RNA. RefSeq lists its product as uncharacterized. Bases 63 to 599 code for a protein of 178 amino acids. The record is from RefSeq and is a predicted model, not a curated record. The transcript has 2 exons. Lineage: Eukaryota; Viridiplantae; Streptophyta; Magnoliopsida; Rosales; Rosaceae.